This is a messenger RNA of Seminavis robusta, 857 nucleotides long. Lineage: Eukaryota; Bacillariophyta; Bacillariophyceae; Naviculales; Naviculaceae. The record is from the annotation of a GenBank genome assembly.
UGUGUCUCAACAUCUGAGUGUCCCAUGUGAAUUUUGCGCCCUCAUCCAUCUCCAUCUUCUCUCACAAUUUUCAGCUCAAGCAACCACCACAGCUACUACUAUCUUAACCACACAAUCCAUCAAGAUGUACAUCCCUCAGACUGAACUCCUCAUCAAUGCUGAUAUCAGCAUUGUCAGCCGCAAGCGCUCUCGCGCUCAACUCGAAGCCACUGUCGCUGUUCCUGAACUCAAGAAGCGACGUGUGGUUGUUACCCAAGAACAAACGCCAAAGAAAUCCGUCCGAUUUGCUCCUGAACAAAACCAAGUAGUGAUUGUCUCCACUGCCUCCUCUUCCGAAACUUGGUACAGUGCUCAGGAUUACGCCGGCUUCAAGUUUAACAUGAAGCGCGAUGUUCUCUACUUGGCCCAACUCUGCAAGACUGGCAACUGCCAAUACAUGGACCGCAGCGAAUACAGCGCCUUGGGCUUGGAAAAGUACUGCUGCUCCAGCGGCGACCAAAAGAAGUCCAAAAUGAUGAAGAUGCAACGCAUCCGAUGUGUAUUGGACCAGCAAAUGUUGCAACGCCUUCAGGGACGCAGCGAGCCAGAAACCAUCCAGUUCAUGGCUCACGUCUUGUCCCAAGAAGCUGUCAUCAAGGCACUCCAGCGAGCUGGCCGUGUGGCCGCUGCCUUUGGCCACAAUUAAAAAGUUCUUCCUCCAAUCUCCUCUUCCACAAUCAAAUUUUCCAAAAAGAGCCGCUGACAUUUACAGCGCCACAACUGUACAAUACUACUAUCAUGUAAAUCAAAUUGCUACUAAUAAUACCAACUUCAAACCUCCAAACUCAUUAUCUAAUCACAUCUAGCUAGCUAUUAGA